Peromyscus maniculatus bairdii (prairie deer mouse) is the source of this 687-nucleotide messenger RNA. Lineage: Eukaryota; Metazoa; Chordata; Mammalia; Rodentia; Cricetidae. The record is from RefSeq and is a predicted model, not a curated record.
AGUGAAGCCUUCUUGACAGGUGAUGUCAGUACCAACAAGAGGUCUAAGCUCUCUAUGUACAAAAAGUUCAUCGCGACUUGCACCUUGCUGGGGCUGGAGGGUGAGUUCUCCACCUGCUUCACUGAGCUCCAGCAAAACUUCCUGAAGGAUCGGCCAGACAAGCUAAUGAAUCUCAUCCUCCUGGUCAAACACUGGUACCAGCUGUGUAAGGAGAAGCUGGGGAGGCCGCUGCCCCCCCAGUAUGCCCUGGAGCUGCUCACAGUCUAUGCCUGGGAACGAGGGAGUGGAGCCCCUGAGUUCAACACAGCCCAGGGCUUCCGGACAGUCUUGCAACUGGUCACCAUAUACAGGCAGCUUCGAAUCUACUGGACAGUGUAUUAUGACUUUCAAGACCAGGACAUCUCCAAAUACCUGCACAGUCAGCUCAGAAGAGCCAGGCCUGUGAUCCUGGACCCUGCUGACCCAACAAGGAAUGUGGCUGGUGGAAACCCAUUGGGCUGGUGGCUGCUGGCACAAGAAGCUGUGGCCUGGCUGAAGUACUCAUGUUUUAGUAAUUAUGAUAAGUCCACAGUGUGCUCCUGGAAGGUGCCGGUGAGACCCUGUCAUUGCUCAGUCCCCUUACACACUAUUUUUGUCACUUCAUGUGUUUGGAGAAUAUUCUCCCAAUGAUGUGAUCUCUGGCUGAAA